Molecule: messenger RNA, 5144 nt
Organism: Schizosaccharomyces octosporus yFS286
Lineage: Eukaryota; Fungi; Ascomycota; Schizosaccharomycetes; Schizosaccharomycetales; Schizosaccharomycetaceae
Product: THO complex subunit Tho2
Exons: 2
Coding region: 236-5041 (1601 amino acids)
Biological process (GO): mRNA processing; mRNA export from nucleus
Cellular component (GO): THO complex part of transcription export complex
Molecular function (GO): mRNA binding
Source: RefSeq, a predicted model, not a curated record
UGAAAAUAAUCAUUAGAUAUGUGUGUAUUGAUGAAAUGCCCGUAAUUAAUUUCUUACGAAGUGAUAUCCCAACUGGAAAACCACAGAUUCUGCAGAGAAUCACCACCGGCUGUAAUUUUAGGAUUUAAGAACAGAUUUGAAGGAAGUCUCUAUUCUUCUCUUUACUCGUUCUUCUUUUUAUUGUUUUUCUACAAAAUCCAAUUAAACAGAAAUUUAUCGGUUUUCUGUUUUUCACAUGUCUAAUCCACCGGAUUCACAAACUCAGCAAGGGACAGAAUCAAAUCAUUUAUCUGAACAAACACGCAUAAAUGCUGAAAACAUAGUUCACCAUGCUGAGAAGCUCAGCGAAAGACCAGAAUUACUAGAAUCUCUACAGGAUACUAUUCUUUCCUCCAUUGUAGAUGAUAAAACAUCAAUUGAAGAUGUUGAAGCUACCUUAAAAUACGUUUUGGAUAUAUCGGGGGAACAUAAUGCGCUAUUGACUACUUGCCUUGUAGAUUUGUUUUGGCUUUUUGAUAACGAAUUAGAGAACUUAUGCCAUUCAGAAGGAUUGCAGAAGUCAAGGGAAAGACUCAACUACUUAGUUAAUAGCCUUAAAUCUCUCCUUCCCCAUGAAAUCUUGUUGUCUCGUCUUGAUAGUAAAUUUUUGGAAACGAUUAGCUUGACGUCUAAUGGAGACUUACUUAAUAGAAAGAUUGCCAGAACGAACACAACUUUACUUUAUCGUCAAAAAAAGUUUAAUUUAUUGCGUGAGGAGAAUGAAGGAUAUUCAAAAUUAAUGGUUGAAAUUAUUGACGGUUACAAUUGCUUUCGUUCUAAAACUUUGGAAACACACAUCCUAUCUUCACAUAUUAAUGAGCGAAUCAAAACAAUUAUUGGAUCCUUCAACUUGGACCCGAACAAGGUCUUGGAUACCAUCUUAACGAUAUUUUCGACCAACAUUGUCGAUGGUUGGAAAUUCUUUCUUGAGUUAUUAAGCGACAGUCCUUGGAAGCCCGAAAACCAAAAAAAGUUUUGGAAGGAUAUGUCAGAUGAUGAACAAGAAAAAGAACUAGGCAGUUUUCUUUACGAAGAAGGAAGCCUUUCUUUUUCUCCUGUUUUUAGCGGUAAAAAAAGUACGAUGGCCCAGAUCCUUGGCCAUGACUUGCAAUAUUUAUAUAACGAAAACGACUCUACUGAUGAAUCGAUAUAUUACUUAAUUGCAAUUCUACUGAAGUAUGGUUUCUUUGGACUCGAUAACAUUUGGCCUCACCUUUCUCCUUCAGAUGAUGAUAUGAGCAAAGAAUGGGAUCGUUACAAAAAUAAGGUUGACGAUUUAUCAUUUAAAGCUAAAGGAAAUGCAUUGACUAUGGCUGCACCGUUGCCAGACGAGGAGACAGAAACCGGUGUAGCAGCAAGUGAUGUUCCAGAAAAGCAACAAGAGCCAGCAAAACCGAAGUCCUCUCAAAAGAUUGGCGUACUUAAGGCUUUACUGGCAAUUGGAGAGUUGAAAACGUCGCUGGCAAUUUUGGGAAGGUACCCCUUUAUUUUACGAGCUUUUCCCGAUCUUGCAAAUUUAUACCACAAGCUGUUACACGUUUCAUUUGCUCCUGUGUAUUCUUUUUUUAGUCCUCAAAAUAGACUUUCGAAGGAGACUAAGGAACGCUUAAAGCAGCCUAAAUACGUUCCUACUGACGUCCGAUUACGUGAAAUUACACUUCGUCCUCCUGAUCGGAAAAAAUUAGAAUAUGGAAUUGAUCCCUUCGGACAUCGCAGAAAUCAAACACAGCAAGAGGUAUUUUUUUACGAAGAAUAUAAAGAUGAGAAUAUUCCUUUGCUGAAAACGGCCGAAGAUUUUUAUCAGAUCGGCAUUCCUUGGUUAGAAUUAUCGGGAAUUGCUCUUCAUUACGAUCCUACUUUAAUCAUUAAGCUCUGCCGUAUAGCUAAAGGCUUUCUUGGGAAAAGCUCAGAGAGACGUGACCUCUGGCUAGACGUUAUUCGCGUUAUUUUACUACCUGUUUAUAGUUUAGUAGGGGUUAAUAUUGGCUUAUCGAAUGAGCUUUAUGAUUUGUUGACGUUAUUCGAUCCUUCAACAAGAUACUCGCUUUAUGGAGAGUGGUCAAGUACUACCAUCAAAAAGUACCCAGAAUUAAAACUUCAGCUAAUCAGCACCGAGCGCGAAACUAAGGGAAUUUUGAGACGAUUGACAAAAACAAAUGUCAAGCAGACAGGUAGAUUGCUCGCAAAAGUUUGCCAUAAUAUUCCUUACCCCGUAUUUUCUAUUGCACUGAACCAAAUAGAAACAUAUGACAACCUCGUGGAGGUUAUUGUGGAUUCGGCUCGCUUUAUGACUGCCCUUGAUUUCGAUGUUUUGACAUUUGCAAUACUUUCUUCUUUCUCAAAUGAAAUGAAAAAGAGACUGAAACCCGAUGGAACAAGUAUCGCACAUUGGCUACAAGGUUUAGCUUCCUUUUGUGGAAAAGUCUUUCGAAAAUAUUCAAACCUCGAUUGCACAUUUAUUGUUGAAUAUUGCAUAAAACAAUUGAAAUUGAAUCAGAUGUUUGAUCUUAUUGUACUGAAAGAAUUACUUUCUCAAAUGACUGGACUACAGCCUUGGACAAAUUUAUCCGAUACUCAGCUUCAAGGAGCAGCUGGGGGUCCUUUUCUUCGAGAAAUUAGCCUGUCAUUGAUUUAUGAAAAUAAAGAAUCAAUGAAGAAAUGCUUUUCACGGCUGUUUAUGACUUUGAGAAAAAACGGGCUUGUUACUCAACUAGUUAUACUACUUGCUCAGAAAUUUAGUAGUAGUGUUUACGAUGUGACAGAGGGAAAUUCACAUUUAAAACUCGUGUCAGCUUUAUAUGAUGAUUGUUGUGAUGUCCUUUAUUUACUUAUGGAAUUCCUGAGUAUGACUUGUGACAGACGCGAUUAUUACGAAUUAUUGCCUUCCUUUGAUGAAAUGGUCAAAGAAUACCAUAUCCAGCCUCACGUUGCAUUCUUCAUACUAAGAUAUAGACACCUGAAGUCAAAUCAUUCCAACUUGGAUGAAUAUGUGGAUGAUCCUAUGGACAUUGACAAUGAUGCUAAGGCCAACGCCAACGAUGAACACUCAAUUGGGAUGAUAAACUUCCCAGUCUCGACGUCGUCUAUAAUAAGUUUACUUCCCGAGAAUGUUUGGGAGUGCAUAAACCCUGAUCUGUAUGAACUAUUUUGGAAACUCUCAAUUUAUGACAUCUAUGUUCCUUUAGAGAGGUAUGAGUAUGAAAGCAAUCGUGCUUUUGAACAAUUCCGCCAGGUUGAGGUUUCUGGUCAACCAUAUUCCAAGAGUAAACAAGAAUGCCAAAAGUUGACGACUUUAUCGGAUAAUUUACGAAACGAAUUGAAGGACCACAUCCAGUCGCUAGAAACCACCAGGAAAGACUUACAAAGUAAGUGUACAAAGUGGUUCCUUCCUAUGGAUACACAACGUUUGCAUCCCAGGGGCCUUGCAUCACAAUACUUUUGGAGUUACUGCAUUGCUCCUAGACUAAGAAUGGGCCCUCUUGAUGCCCUUUACUGUGCUAAAUUUAUUAAACUACUUCAUUCUCUCAAUGCUCCUAAUUUUUCUACCAUAUCUUUCCUCAACAAGCUGUUUGAUUCUCAUAUACCAUCUUUUGUUUUUGCAUUAACUCCACGGGAGUCCGAUAAUUUUUCCAGGUUCCUUUUCCAAAUACUUAAUGACGUGACACAUUGGUACAAGGAAAAAAAUAUUUAUGAAAAGGAAUGCUUAGGAAAUGGUUUACUUACUGGUUUUCGGGUUGAUUGGCUUGACGAAAAUGGUCCCUCUCUUUUGCAACACAAUAAGUUUGUACUUCUUGUAAGCAAAUGGCACAAACAAUUAACACAGUAUUUUGAACAGUGUUUGAUGUCAGGGGAGUACAUGCAUAUCUAUAACGCGAUAAUCAUCUUAGAAAAGAUUCUUCCAUGUUUCCCUUUGAUCCAAGAAAGUGGGCAAUCAUUAAAGAAAGCAGCUGAUAACCUUAAAGAGAAUGAAAAGCGAGAAGACAUUAAAAUCUUAGCUUUGGGCUAUUAUGCUAAGCUGUGUAAAAAGGAACCAACCUGGGUUUCAUUCAAUACAUUUUCUGGGACUAUAAAACCCAAAGCCUCUACUCCAGUCACUGAAAAGCAGCCUCCUGUUGAUAGUGCUGACAAGUCUGAAGAAUCAAAUAAACCAACUGGUGGUUCAGGAUUGAAUGUUAAUGCUUCAGAGUUUGUACCUAAGACUGAGAAUACCGAAAUACAGCAAAUGAAAACAGCAACUUCUGAUAACGUUCCUUCAAUGGAGGAUACUAAUACCAAGCAGGAAAACGAUACGGGAACAGUUAAAACACCUAAAUUGACAUCAACAGAGAAACCCUUAUCAAGUGAAAGUCAGGAAGGUAUUCGUAGUCAACGUGGAAAGGUUUCACAGACAGAGGAACUAAGAAGAAAGGAAAGGGAACGAGAAAGGAGGGUUAGAGGCACAUAUAAUAGGAAUAUUGAGAGGCCUCAAUCUCGUGGUAGUGGUUCGUCAGAAAAUGAACGAAACUCACCUCGUUAUGCUAAACGUGAUGCACCAAAGAGAGAAAACAGGGUUGAGGAUGAGAAAGGAGAUCGCCGGUUUUCCAAUGGUAUUCAAAAUAGAAAUAUUCGCUCUAAUGAGAGUCAAAAACGUAAAGAGGCAAAUACCGAUGAGUCGUCUGAGCUUGGCCGAUCAAGAGUUAGAGACGAUGAUGAAAGAGAAGCUCGUCGUCAAGCUUCGUCAAGAACAAAUCGAAACGGUAAAAGCAAUAGGAAUAAUGACGCAAAAAAUGAACUUGGUCGCCGAGUCUCUACCCCGUCUUCUGAAAGACAAGCUCGAUCGACUAAUGCUUCUAGUGGUCUUGCUGAUGAGAAUAGAAGAGAUGAACAGCGAAAUACGGGCAUGAAUAGACGAGCACGCCAAGAUGAAAGAAGAGAUCGUGAUACUCGUUUACAAAAAGAACGACAGCGUGAAAGAUCGUCUAUGCGUUCUGGUAGGGAUGAAAAGAGAAGACGAUUCCAAUAAAGGAUCCUCCAAAUUUAUUAACUUUGCUUUUUACUCUCAGCCUCGUUAAUAUAGUGUAAAUUAAUUUGCAAUUCUAUAAAUUAAAUAAACGAAGGUAAACUAA